AUGGUGCUCCUUCAAACCAUCUUUGAGGUCCUCACGACCAAGAUUUUCAUUAUUCUGCCUGCUAUUUGUGCUCUAUUGUUAAGCUAUUAUGGCUUGAACAAUGCCUUUCGUCUCAUUCACCUCGCCAAGAUCCCCCUGGCCGAGAAGAUCAGUCGAGAAAAACAGCAUCAAGCAUUCCUCACCAAUGCCAGAGCCCUGGCUAUCCAGAGAUACUCCCAGUUCAAAAACCGAGUCUACCGCAUCUUCACCUAUCGCCGUUACCCCAUAAUCGUCCUCCCCCUGUCCGAACUCAAAUUCCUUCGUACCCUCCCUGAUACCGUCCUCUCCUUCGACGAUGCCAUCGCUGAAGAUCUCUACGCACGCUACACUGGCAUGGUGGUCGGCCACCACAUUAUUCAACACUCGGUAAAAACACGUUUGACCCCCUCUUUACCUCGUUUGAACCCCCUGAUCGCAAUGGAAGUAGCCGACGCGCUGGAGAAGGAGUUAGCGACCAACGUCUUCUUCGACCUCGCGGCCAACCCCCACCACCUCCCGACCCUCCGGUCCGAAAUCCAGUCAGUCCUUGCCUGCCAUAACAACGAAUACACCACACAAGCCCUUCAGUCUCUCAAAAACCUCGACUCUCUCCUUAAAGAAUCGUCACGCCUGCACCCGCCCGGCAUCGGCGCCUUCACCCGCAAAGUCCUGACCCCCUUCACCCUCCCCUCAGGCCAAACCAUCCCCUCGGGCGUGUUCAUCGAAGUCCCUCAGUAUGCUACCAACCGUGACCCGGAGAUCUUCCCUAAUCCGGAUGAGUUUGAUCCGUGGCGGUUUGCACGCGAGAGGGAGAAGGCUAGGGAGAAAGGAUUGGCUGAAGAGGCGGCGCAGAACCAGUUUGUGAGUGUCAGUCCGCAUGGGUUGACGUUUGGGUAUGGUAGGCAUGCGUGUCCUGGUAGGUUUUUUGCCGCGAAUGAGAUCAAAAUGAUUGUGGCGCAGGUGGUGAUGGGGUGGGAGUUAAAGAUGCCGGAUGGGGUGCAGGGGAGAUGGGAGGAUCUUUGUUUGGGGGCGGGGAUUGUGCCUGACCCGACAAAGUCGAUUUUGAUGAAGAGGUUUCGGGCCUGA
Messenger RNA from Thermochaetoides thermophila DSM 1495, 1104 nucleotides. RefSeq names its product cytochrome P450 monooxygenase-like protein. Gene Ontology annotation, molecular function: heme binding; iron ion binding; monooxygenase activity. The record is from RefSeq and is a predicted model, not a curated record. Lineage: Eukaryota; Fungi; Ascomycota; Sordariomycetes; Sordariales; Chaetomiaceae. The coding region runs from base 1 to 1104 and encodes 367 amino acids. The transcript has 6 exons.